Sebastes umbrosus (honeycomb rockfish) is the source of this 11801-nucleotide messenger RNA. Its product is annotated as histone-lysine N-methyltransferase 2B-like. The transcript is spliced from 36 exons. Gene Ontology annotation, biological process: positive regulation of DNA-templated transcription. The record is from RefSeq and is a predicted model, not a curated record. Lineage: Eukaryota; Metazoa; Chordata; Actinopteri; Perciformes; Sebastidae. The coding region runs from base 172 to 9648 and encodes 3158 amino acids. Gene Ontology annotation, cellular component: nucleus; histone methyltransferase complex. Gene Ontology annotation, molecular function: protein binding; DNA binding; zinc ion binding.
UCGCGCCUUUGCCUCGUCGCAGUCCAUCUUGGCUCUGUGCUCUCACAUCGCUGCUGUAGUUUCUCUGUAGCUUCUCUGUCGUGACGCCGCUCCGCUCCGCUCCGCUCCGUGCUGCUCCGCGCUGCUCCACUGCCAGCUCGCCGUCGCUGCUGUUGUUGUAGUAGUAAAAUAAUGGCGGCAUCGGUCGGAGGCGGAUUAUCAUCAUCAUCUCCGGGUUUGAGCACCACCCAACUGCCGGCCAAAGCUCGCUUCCCGGGUCGGCCCAGCACGGCUCGCAGCAGCAGCAGACUGCGGUCGGAGAAACGCACCAAACGCGGAAGGUUGUUCUCGGAUGACGGGGAUAGAUCGAGAUCAUCAACCGCCGCCGAAGGGCCGAGGCCCGUCAACAUCGGCCUCGCGUUGAGCGAAGACCCGGCGCUGCUGCGUCUUCUCGGGGUGGCGGAGAAGCACAGGAGGCAGAGAGAUGUCGGCUUCUGCACCUCCAGCGACAGCGAGGAGGAGGAAGAUUUCACUGGAUUUGGGACCACAACAGUUCGUCCACAGAAAGCUCCGCAGUCGUUGUUACUCAGUCAAGCAAAGCCUCCCCAAGAUUCAGGCCAUUCUCUGGGAGCAAAGCCUGUCGCUGGAAAGAUUAUACCCAAGACCCCGAAAUCGUCUGUUAUUGGGAAAAUUGUACCACGGGUCUCUAAAGAAGGCGAGGAUGUCAAAGAGAGCCCAGCAAAAGACAAAGAAAUACCCAAGUUAGUAAUUAAACUACACGGCAAGCAGGGGGCACUUGCUGCAAAAGCCAAACAUGCAGGGGAGCAGGCCUCAGGUAGACAGAGCAGUACAAGAUCAGCUGACUUUAUCAGGAGAACAGGAAGAUCCGCACACUCAGGCAGUACGCAAAACCAAACAGCCGCUACCUCAGCUGGUGGCAACAAGCAAGCUUCCCAGGUCAAAGAACGAGGCGAGGUGUCGGAGGACUCAGACACAGACCAGUCGCAGCCACGGAGAUCUGUGAAAGGCAUGAGGGGGUUUCGAAUUGGGCACACCGGACGCACAUCUCAAGCAGUCGCUCUGUCGGUCACAUCCUUUCACAAGCGGCAGAGGAAGAGAAUGGCUAAGGGUAUGGGUGCGUCUCCAGAGGCUGGAGCUGAGGCCGGUGCCCAGAGUGGAGAGGAGGCAGCAAUGCCCCUCGAGUGUAAAGCCACGGAUUCCGCUGAAAAAAGAGCACGCAGAAGACGCAGAUCUGUGUAUGGGCACAAGCGAAAGCAACCAAAAAUCGCUCCAGAAUUUAAACGUCCACAAACGUCUCGUAAUCGCACCAGGCGUGUUUUUUACACCUACGUACCAGAACCCAUUCCGGUCACACCGACGCCGGAUGGGGACGAGCUGCAGCUGCAAAGUCAGAAUAUCACUCCAUCUGAGGGUGAGCCGAGCUCGUUUCCUAAACAAGUCCAGCAGAGCUCAAACAACUCCUCCACUCCAGUAAUGAGCGCACGGUCCUCACGCGUUAUUAAAACUCCAAAGAGGUUCUUGAACGAGGAAAUGAUUCCCUUUCCAAAGGGCUCUCUGUCGACAUGGCUGAAAAGUCAACAGAGAGAGGACGGAAAACCAUCCUGUCAUGAGUCAAGCUAUGAUGGCAACUCGCUGCAGUCAGACAGCGACUCUAUAUCUGUGGCUGACAGCCCAUCUACAGUGACAAAGUUCCCGUCAAAGCCCAGGCCGGGCACGAGCCACGUAGAGAUCUACAAGAACCUCAAGAAACUUACCUUGAAACUGGCGGAGAAAAAGAAAGGCCGCCCCGACACUGAGGGGGAUUUUACACAUCAUGGCGACGGUUUGACCUCUCACGUCAGGAAGAGACGGCGGUCAAAGCUCAUGAUGGAGGAGAUGGACUCUCCUGGUGUCGUGAGGAAACUGGCCGUGGUGGUCGACGCUGAUGUGAAAGCGCCCUCACCUUUGCCGUUAGAAGAUCCAGGCAACAAUAGAGGCGUGACCGGGGACACUGAGGCGUUGGAAGUCAGCGGGCCCAGCCACCGAAUUGGUCUCAGUGGAGCUAACAAGACGAUGCUCCACCUGCUGAAGAAAGCCAAAGUCCAGCUCAUCAAGAUUGAUCAGCAGAAGCAGCUGAAGUUGUCACAGUUGGGUUCCAGAGAAUCACGAGUGCCAGUGAGCGGAAGGAGGAGGAGGAGGAGAGUUGGCGUAUCUCCCAAGGAUGACGGUACUCAGGAGCAGCCGCUGGGCGGUCCGAGGAUCAAACAUGUGUGCCGGGCAGCAGCAGUGGCUUUGGGGCAGCCCCGUGCGAUGGUGCCAGAUGAUAUCCCCAGACUCAGCGCCCUGCCACUUCACGAGAGAGAGGGCAUCACCUUUUCUCCCGCAGCAGAAGAUGUGGCAGAUGAUGACGAUGACAUCGCUGAUCAGGGCAGGGCUCAGUGGGUUGUCUCUCAGGAACACAUCCAGCGGAGGAGAAGGGGGAGGGGCAGGGGCCACAGGCUCAGAAGGAAGAAGUCCCUGAGUCGAUAUACACCCGGGGGAGCCCGUGCCCGCCGCUGCGGACGCUGCAAAGGCUGUUUGAUACAGCAGGACUGCGCGAGGUGCAUCAACUGCCGCGAUAAGCCCAAGUUCGGGGGGCCCAACACCAAGCGGCAGUGCUGCGUAUAUAGAAAGUGUGACCGGAUUGAGAAAGCGAAGAUGGAACGCAUCAUCAAACCACUGAAACUCCAGGCAAGGCAGUACUCAGGCUCCGUGUCGAGCAGUGACGAACAGAACUGUAAGCUUGAAGGCGCAGGCGAGGGAUCGUCCUCGAUGGCGCUUGGAGUCAGGAAACACUCCCUGCGUAACAUCACGCCACGCUCCUACAGCAGCCUGCUGAAGUCUGAAUCUGAGGAAGAAGAGGGAGAAGAAGGAGUUAAGGCAGAGAAAUCGCCAGUCAAGCCAUCUGUAGCUGCUGCUAGCAAACAAGAUCUCGCUCCUGAUGAUUGCGGAUGGCUGCCAGACGACCCUUCAAUUGAGCCAGUGAAGCCUCGCCGGCUGUUCUCCAAAGGAGUUGGGAGCAGAACCAGAGCUAACAAGGAACAGGAGAUCAAGAAGGAGAUGGAGCCCAGAGAAAGUUUACCAGAAACCAGCCCACCCAGAAGCCCAAUGCCGAAGCUGCAGAAGCAGCUACAAAUUCACUUACACCGUCUGCCUGAUUUUAUCCUGCAGUCUGCUCGGCAUUUGCCAAAGCAGAGUCCCGAGAGUCCGGAUCUGUGUUUUGCACAGUCGCAUCCACUAUUGGCCCAGCUUUUAACGCAGCCUGCUAUUUCCCAUCCAUCACAUUCCACACCACAGUGUCCGCCAGAACUGUCCCAGCCUGUUACGCAUCCCGCUUCUCCACUUUCACCGCAUCCUAUAACAGACUCUAAAGACAGAUUUCUGCUGUUGCGUUUGCACCGUUUGCCCCAGACUUUGGUGCAGUCAGCCUUGCAUUUGCACAAAUGUAUAUCAUCACCAUCUCAACAGAAUCCCCAGCCCGUGCUGCACUCUGCUCUGACAGAGGUUUCGUCAAAGUUGUGUUUUCAGGAACACCCAGAGUCUGAGGUGCGGUACCCAGAUGUUUUGACUGAGACACACAGAGCUAACAAAGACAAAACUGUUCAAGUGCUCCCUCAGACUGUUGAUCCACACACUGAGUUACAGGAGGGCACGCAAGAGGAGCAGGAGGACAGACGAGGGCAUCGGCCUGAAAAGGAGGAGGAGGACGGUUCUGUAAAAGAGACGGUGCUGCAAAACUGUCACACCACUGACAAACACUAUGUCCUUCGUUCCCAGAAUCCUGCAGAGUGUGCGUCAGUGAACGCCCUGACUGGGUUAACUAACGGGUUUUCCCAAAAGGGCCUGUUGCAGAACAAGUACAAGAUUCGCGUGGACUUCAAGGAGGACUGUGCUGUCCAGAACGUCUGGCUAAUGGGCGGCCUCAGCGUCCUCACAUCUAUCCCUUCCACACCACAACCUGUCUGUCUGCUCUGCGCCAGUAAAGGACGACAUGAGAUGAUAUUCUGCCAGAUCUGCUGUGAGCCUUUCCACAGUUUCUGCCUCUCGCCAGAGGAGCGCCCCCAUAAGGAGAACAAGGAAAACUGGUGCUGCAGGCGCUGCAAAUUUUGUCAUGUGUGCGGCCGUCGAAGCAAGAGUUCGAAGCCUGUGCUGCAGUGUAGGAGAUGCCAAACCUCCUACCACCCUUCCUGCUUGGGACCAACUUACCCUAAGCCUAUGAACUGCAGCAUGCCUUGGGUGUGCAUGACAUGCAUUCGGUGUAAAAGCUGCGGCGUGACUCCUGGACAUUUCUGGGACUUGUCCUGGAACCACGACCAGGACCUCUGUCCUGACUGCACUUCUCUCCAUGAAAAGGGUAAUUUCUGCACCAUCUGCCACAAAUGCUACAAAGACAACAGCCAACACUCGGAGAUGGUUCAGUGUUCAGCGUGCAGCCACUGGAUCCAUCACACAUGUGGAGGACUUUCGGAUGAGCUGUUUGGGUUGCUGUCAAGCCAACCAGAAGAAGUUCCUUUCACCUGCUCCCCCUGCAGCCAGCACCAAACUGACAGCAGCUUGAAGGAGGAUCUGCAGAGCAGGCUGAUAGACGGGCUGGAGGAGGUGCUCACUGGCCUCCUCUCCGACGACGCCACACAGCACCUCCUUAUGUGUAAAAUGUGUCGGGAAUCAAACAACACGCAAUUUGUUAGGGAACAGCAGCCAGUGUGUGAUCUGCAAGCCAUGGAGAAGAAGUUUAAAGGGGGCGGUUACACCUCAAUAAAAGCUUUCCAUGCGGAUGUCGUCUCUGUGAUGAGGAAGUGGCUGAAGGAGGAAGAGCUUCUUCCUGAGGACCAGAGACCGACAAGUCAGGCCAGAGCACGCUAUGUCAAAGUGAUUGAGCAGGUGUUCAGUUGGUUUCCUGCAAGCCAUCUAAAAAAGUGGAACUCAUUCUCUGAGGAAUUCCCAAGUGGCAUGCUCCCCGAGGCGGUCCUCCCACCAUCUAAGGAGCACAGCUAUGCUCAGUGGCUGGAGAGGACAUACCAACCCAAAGAGUCCAGGGGCCCACAGGCGGGGAAAACGGACUCGGUCAUUACACAGCAGUCUGGUGUAUCGCACAGGCGCCCUCUGUAUUCACAUGGUGUAAAGAGUGAUCUGGAAACCACCAACACUGAAGAUAUGAGGCAGUGUGCCCUGUGCCAACGAAAUGGAGACUACGCUCCCAAGGAUUCAGGACGGCUGUUGUACUUGGGACAGAACGAGUGGGCCCACAUUAACUGCUGCCUCUGGUCUGCAGAGGUGUAUGAGGAGAACAGUGCUCUGUUGCAAGUGCACAGCGCCGUCUCAAGAGGGCGCCACCUGCGUUGUGACCGUUGUGGGCAGUCGGGAGCCACUGUGGGCUGCUGUCUCUCCACCUGCCAGAGUAAUUUCCACUUCAUGUGUGCUCGUGCCCAGAACUGUGUGUUUCAGCUGGACAGGAAGGUGUACUGCUUCAAACACAGGGAUCUUAUCAGUGCGAAGAUGGUGUCCGGGAAAGGGUUUGAAGUGCCUCGACGGGUUUACGUGGACUUUGAUGGGAUCAAUCUCAGAAGAAAGUUCCUCACAGGCCUCGACCCAGACACCAUAAACAUGACCAUAGGCUCUCUGCAGAUUCAGAAACUUGGUGUGUUGUCAGAGCUGUCGUCAAAUGGGAGGAUGCUGUAUCCUGUUGGCUAUCAAUGUUCUCGGUUGUACUGGAGCACUGUGGACCCCCGCAGACGCUGCAAGUACACAUGUAAGGUGACAGAAGUUAGCACGCCUCUCCCUGGUGAGGAGCAAGAUCCGAGGUGGGACCGAGAACAGAAUCACACCAUAGUCCACAGCCCCGACCUUCACCACAGAGAUAUGGAGUCCCUGGAUUGUUUAAGUUCUUCCUCCAGCCCCAUAAAGUCCGCUACUCCAUCACCCAACUCUAAACAGCCCAGCACACCUGGAUCCAAAAGUCCUGGUUACACACAGACCAGGAGACCAGCAGGAGGAUCAUCUCGACCUCUUCCAUCUCCAGGGUCCGCUCUUCCGAAAUCACAUCACAUCCUGACAUUGAGGGACCUGGAGGACACCCGUCGGCCUCGCAGGCUCUCAUCAAGAAGCCGCUGCAGUUCCUCGCCAACAGAUAGCGACCCAUCUGUACCGAUGACCCUCCGCUCUGGUGGCACCGUCCACUCCAGAUGUGCCCUGUUCAGCUCCCCGCCGAGGUCGUCAAACCUGGGAGCAGCCUCGCCGCCUCUGUCGAGACAAAACUCAACAUCGCCAGUCUGGAGCUCCCCGCCUCGAUCCAACUCCAGCAUUUCUGCGGGGCUGUCGCCUCGGAGAGGAGCCAUCAGUCAAUCCCCCAGAGGGAGGCAGAACUUUAAAAUCACCACUCCAGUGUCUGCAGAGGUUCCCCAAGACUUCCUUGCAUCGUCUGAGGCAGAAGACGCGGCAGUGGCUACGACCAACGGGAUCUCAUUAGCCCCUGAUAACCUGGAAGAGGAGGUAGCCCACCUGAUGGCCCAGGAGCUGCCGUACACUGUGUUUGACCCUGACACGGAGGUAGCAGUGGCCUCAAUGCUGAACGCCAAGCUCGAGUUUGACGAGGCUCUGCUCACCGAAAACGUGGCGCUUCACUGUGGAGCACAGGGCGGGAGAGGAGAGGUGGAAGGCGUCGCACAAGAUGUGGAAAUGCAGGCCGAUAAUCAGGAAAAUGAAGAUGAAGACUCGAGCCAUUACUUGAAAUUUUCCCGCACAGUGGUGUGCGACGCGGCCAGCAGCUCAGACGCCUCAGGUCAGCUCACUUCGACACAGUCGAUCUCACAGUUAGACGGAGCAGACGGUGGGUCAGAGAGCGAUGAAAGCGAGGCGGUCGAUGAUGAAGCUCAGGACAUAAAAGGAGAAGACGGAGAGAGUAAGAUUCACACCAACCUUAAUACACCUACGAAACAGCUGACAGUCGCUCUAAAGAGGCUGGAGCCAAUGUAUACUGUGUCAAAGUCGCCAGCUGAGCCAGAGUUUCAGGAAAGUCCUCCAUCUGAUGUUCUUGAAGCCUGUUAUGGAAACGAUGAUGUGUCCGUUCAGGAGGAAGAAGUCCCGAUGAGCUCUGAAUCACCAACAUCUCAAAGUGAGGUGUUUUUGGAUUCCGCUACGGGCCAUUUUGUUUCCGCUGAAGAUGGCACUGUGGUGUGCCUAAAGAACAGUGAAGUUGGCAAUAAUUACGACAACAGCUCAUCGACGGACUCCGCUGAAGGAUUUAAAGAUGAUUUGAAUGACCCCGACUACUCUCCAGAGCGUAGUCCAUCUCCAGAGCGUAGUCCAUCUCCAGAGCGCAGUCCACCUCCAGAGCGUAAAGCCAAAAAAUCUCCCACGGUGCCGAUGAAAGCCAUCAUUGUGAAGACAAAACGUCCAGCAUCAAACCUCAAACGCUUGUCGCCAAAACCGUGUCUUCCACAGCAGCGCAAACUCAAACUGGUGUUGCCCUCUCAACCUACACAGGCUGCAUAUAAUGCAUCGGCUUCCCCUGCUGCUGCCGCCACCGUUUGUGCAAUUCCACGCACAGUCACCUCCCCCAUUGUGAUCAACGGUUUAAACAUACCCAUUCAGGCUGGUGCCUCGCAGGGCAGAACCAUCGCCAUUCGCUUGGACAACUCGAGAAGUCAGCAGCAAGUCGCGAUUCAGAAUCAAGCUGCAGCCACUAGCUCGCCUCCUUCCCCUCAGGUCCUUCUGGUCAACCGACAAGGUCAGAUUCUGAUCAAAGACCCGAGAUCAAACACGUAUCAGUCGCUCAGUACGAACUCUCCUGCGUACAAUAAAAUAAGCCAGAUUGCCAAGAUGCUCCACAGCGGUAACGCCCUGCAGCGCUCGGUCCCUCGUGUUAUAAUAAGGCCUCGUGCCGGCGUCUCUGCCACAAACGCCCCCUCCGCCGGUAACAACGCGACAACAUCCGAGAAAAAAAUCAUCGUUAGAGUGGUGCCUGUGAAAAGCAUCGGGACUCCAGCUCCCACAGCUCCGGUCAGUGUGCCGAGUGUUCCCGACACAGCUUUCUCCAACAUUGAGGAAAGCACAGCCCAGGCUAUUAUAGACAGAGCCAUGGCCACCCACCGCGACGAGCCAAAGACAAACCCCAUCAUCCUCAGAAAAGCUCGGCGGCCAAAGGCCAGACAUCGAAGACCGUCCCAGUUUGAGGACUCGGAUGUCUCAGAUCAGUCACCAGCUGCACCUGUAGAGUCCCCCAGUGGUUCCCUCAAUGAACCAGAUUUGACCCUGCAACCAACACCUGCUUCAUCACGCCCCCAGGUGAGAAUCAAGAGAGUGUCAUCAGUGUCUGAACGGCCCUCCAGGAAGAAAUCCAAGAUGGACUUCUUGAGGGAUCCCUCGAGUGAGCUGGAUGAAGUUAAUGAUCCCAGCAGACCAAGUGGUGCGAGAGUGAAAGCUCCAACAAUGACGGAUAUCCUUGACAUGGACCAGGAGAAGAUGUCGCAUGAGCCCGAGCAGUUGAGGAUUACUGCUCCACCACCACCUCCUACACCCUCCAGGCAUUCUCGGGUUGAUAGUCCACCUUCACGCGCACAAACCGGCAGUCUCAUCCAGGGUAAUUCACACAUGUGGGUCAGCGCCCCCCACGGAGACCUCUCCGAAUGGGGCCCUUAUUCAGGUUUUAGCUCAGAAGAAGAUGCACCUACGCCCAAACACAGAAAGAGGACGUACAUGAACCAGCCCCACCUGCGUUUUGAGAUCACCAGCGAUGACGGCUUCAGUGUGAAGGCUAACAGCAUAGAGGUCGCCUGGCGUGCGGUGAUUGACGGCGUCCUCGAAGCUCGAGCGGGCUUCCACCUGAAGCAGCUGCCUCUGGGCGGGAUGGGCGGGAUGAGCGGGCCGCGGGUGCUCGGCGUCGUCCACGAUGCCGUCAUCUUUCUGCUGGAGCAACUGCAGGGUGCCGCACACUGCCAACGCCACCGCUUCCGCUUCCACCGCUGUGAUUACAUCGAGGAAGAGCUUCCCCUCAAUCCGAGCGGCUGCGCUCGUACUGAAGUCUACACGCGGAAAGCAACUUUUGAUAUGUUCAACUUCCUGGCAUCACAGCACAGAGGGCUUCCUGUCAUAGUGGGCCCCUUUGAUGAAGAGGAGGAUGAAUUCCCACUGAAAUCUUCCAGGCGAGCCACCAGCAGUGAGCUUCCCAUGGCAAUGAGAUACAGACACCUGGAAAAAAUCUCCAAAGAAGCAGUAGGAGUUUACAGAUCCGAAAUUCAUGGUCGCGGCCUUUUCUGCAAAAGGAACAUCGAGGCUGGCGAGAUGGUGAUCGAGUACGCCGGCACAGUCAUUCGCUCCGUCCUGACUGAUAAGCGGGAGAAAUAUUAUGACGGCAAGGGCAUCGGCUGUUACAUGUUCCGCAUCGACGACUUCGACGUGGUGGACGCGACAAUGCAAGGCAACGCGGCCCGUUUCAUCAACCACUCGUGCGAGCCCAACUGCUACUCCCGCGUCAUCAACGUGGACGGACGCAAGCACAUCGUCAUCUUCGCCCUGAGGAAGAUCUACCGCGGCGAAGAACUGACCUACGACUACAAGUUCCCCAUCGAGGACGAGAACAGCAAGCUGCACUGCAACUGCUCGACGAGACGCUGCCGCCGCUUCCUGAACUAGUACAACACGCACACACCACGUACUACCAAUAGCCAUCAUGUUUAAUGCACUUGAAUUCAGGAGGUGGACUUUGAUGAACAGAUAAAGGCGACUGUUGCGACGUAGCCAUAGAAGUGAGGUCGCCGAUACCUGUAUCUACUGAAAGUCUUGGCUUUGUUGGAAGCUUAAUUUAUAGACUGAUAGAGGACUCAUUUCUGUCCUCUGAACUGCUGUGAACAGUCACACAAACCAGAUUAGAGCCAUAUGUCAAUGCUUGGGAUGAAAACUAUUUAUGUGAUUGCAGACUUGCUGGAGAGGAAGUGCAGUUUGAUUAUGGAUUUUUUGGGGGUUUUGUGUACCGUUUUACCAUCUCAUACAACACAUUCUUUCAGUUUUACAUUUUUGAAUUAGUCAGUAGCCUCUGCUGGAACUGGGGCCAGACAACAGCCGGGAGGCAACUACUACCAGCUACAAACGGUGCAAACUAAAAUAACCUGAUUGCAGCUAUUACUGUGUAAAGGGGGAUCUACUAUUAUGCUGGCGACUGGAGUGUUUUUGUAAAUACAAGGUCACGCAGAGAAGGAUGAGGAGAAUUAAUUCAGCACCUUACUUUGACACGACCUUCUCUGGCAGCACUGGUGUCACAGCAGACGGGACAACUUUGACUCCUCGUGCACAUUGUGGUGCAGCUACAUUUUAACCUCAGUCUGGAUACUACAAGUCUUGUGAGCAGGGACUCGGAUAUUUUAGGCGCUGGUGACAUUUAACCCAAAAGGUAGUUUUAAUAUAGUCACCCAAACCUUUCCCCCCCCCCUACAUCCAUUCAGUCAGUUGAAAUUUCCUGUUUUUAUUUGUGACGGCAGAGAUGCUGCGAUCUCCAUGCUUUUAUCCCGCCAUUACAGUCCGUUCUUUAUUUGUUGAUUUGUGCUGUUUGUGUAUUUUAAGGUCUAUGAGGGAGCGUUUCCUUGGUGCAGGGUUCAACUGAAUAAUAGUGAUCUUGCUCUGCACAGUCCCUUAUAAAUCUUUUUGUAUUUUUGUAUAUUUGAACAAUAAAUGUAUAUUCAACAAGCUGAUGGAAAUAAAUGUGUUGAGCUUUUAACUAUUUGUAAGUGAAGGCUGACUAACGGAACCGAAGCUGUUGCUGAGUAAUGACUUAAUCUGAGUUGCGUCUGUUUUGAACCCCUCUUCCUCCUGUUUCUGUCUCUCACAGGUGUACUACCUCAAAGGUGUUAUGAAGCGAGAUUUAAUUUAAUUACACAUUAGGUGAAAAACAGCUUCCUCGUUUUCCUCAUUGUUCAAUCUUUCUAAUCAUUCUUGAUGGUAUGAAAACAAAAAAAAAAACAUCAAUGCUAUUUAAACACUGACUUGCUAUUAUGCCUGCAAUUAUUUUGAAAGAAUAGGUGGCCACCAUGUUUUGUGCUCAUGUUCCCGUGUGUGCAGCCACGCCCAGCUAACGGAUGUAGAUAGGAUACUGGAGUUUAGGUUGAAAGCUGUGGAAGUAUGUUUUGUUUUUUUAGGAUUAAUAAUUGUCACACAAAGCUCUGUUACUUUAUCUGCUCACUAUGGAUCCUUACCUUGUACAUAGUUGUAUAAAGAAUUUCUAAACCUGUUAAAUAUUUUUGUACCUACAAUUUUUUUUUUUUUUUUAUUUAUGUUCAAUAAAAAUUUGAAAUAUUCAAAAUUUGCCUUCUAUUUGCCAAUGUUUUUACCAAUGAGUAAAUAUUAAAUUAACUAAAAUUAAAAUGUCACCUGUGAUUCUUAAGUGAAUAUGUACAACUGAAUUUUUUAUGUGUGUAAAAUAUGUGAUAUCGUUUGUUGGUCCGUUUUCCUGCAACAAUAAUCUUGUGAUUCCUGUUUGGGAAAGCUGAAUAUACAUAGUGCUCUAACACUAACACCCUUUUUUCCAGUGCUACUGCUGCAGUUUUGGAAACGUCUUAUCGUGUUUUCUAUGGAUCACUGAUAAACCUAUUGAAUGUUCCUGCAGCCCACUGCUGAGUUGAGACCAGGGACACCUGCCAACUAUGAACUGCUAUUGUGCAUAUCGACUGAUAAAGUAUGCUACUGUAUUUCUGGGCAGAUAUUCCACUGUAAGAAAUGUGACAUCUGUUCCAUUACACAUCACCAUCUGAAACCGGGCCGAUCCUCGACUGAAUAAACUGUUGAUGAAUUGAAAU